Molecule: messenger RNA, 2625 nt
Organism: Centropristis striata (black sea bass)
Lineage: Eukaryota; Metazoa; Chordata; Actinopteri; Perciformes; Serranidae
Product: fizzy-related protein homolog
Exons: 14
Coding region: 264-1751 (495 amino acids)
Biological process (GO): positive regulation of ubiquitin protein ligase activity; anaphase-promoting complex-dependent catabolic process; positive regulation of anaphase-promoting complex-dependent catabolic process
Cellular component (GO): anaphase-promoting complex
Molecular function (GO): ubiquitin ligase activator activity; anaphase-promoting complex binding; protein binding
Source: RefSeq, a predicted model, not a curated record
UUGAUUUGAAAGUCCUACGUCAUGGGAGUGACAGAACUCCCACAAUGCAUUGUAAUUUUCACCUGAGCUAAAGUGAAUUAAGCUAACUUACAUUACACAUCUAAGAGUGACUAACUUUAAAUAUAUCGUUUGUAUUCGUCCGAUUUCUCCCUGAAUUGUUGCUCCUGUGUGGCGGCUGUGUGGUGACACCCAGGAACUGGCUCGCUGCUGUUUCCAAACUCCCAGCCUUACCUGUGGCUGUGGGAUCAGGAUUUAAGGAUAAGAUGGAUCCAGAAUAUGAACAUCGCCUUCUCCGACAAAUCAACAUUCAAAAUGACAACCUGAGCCCUGUUAAGCUAACACAGAGCCUGCGUGUUCGGACGCCCACCAACUCUCCAUUAUCUUCACCCAGUAAGAUCGGAGACAGAUUUAUUCCAACCAGAGCUGGGGCAAACUGGAGCAUCAACUUCCACAGGAUCAAUGAAAAUGAAAAAUCACCAAGUCAGAAUAGAAAAACAAAGGAAGCCUCUUCUGAUAACAUCAAAGCGGACGGGCUGGCCUACUCUGCUCUGCUGAAGAAUGAGCUGCUGGGAGCAGGAAUAGAAAAGAUCCAGGACCCUCAGACAGAGGACAGGCGUCUACAGUCAUCAACCCCAGAGAAGAGAAGCCUUUUCACUUAUUCACUCAAUACCAAGAGGUCGUCACCAGAUGAAGGCAGCAACAUCUCCCCCUACUCUCUAUCACCUGUCAGCAACAAAAGUCAGAAAUUGCUGCGUUCUCCAAGAAAGCCAACCCGCAAAAUCUCUAAGAUCCCUUUUAAAGUCCUGGAUGCUCCAGAGCUGCAGGACGACUUUUACCUUAACUUGGUGGACUGGUCUUCUCUCAACGUGCUCAGUGUCGGGCUGGGUACGUGUGUUUACCUGUGGAGUGCCUGUACCAGCCAGGUAACAAGGUUGUGUGAUUUAUCAGUGGAGGGGGACUCAGUCACGUCAGUUGGAUGGUCUGAAAGGGGUAACCUGGUGGCAGUGGGGACUCACAAAGGAUAUGUUCAGAUCUGGGACGCUGGUGCUGGGAAGAAACUCUUUGCCCUGGAAGGACACACAGCUAGAGUUGGAGCGUUGGCAUGGAAUGCAGACCAGUUGUCUUCAGGGAGCCGUGAUCGCAUGAUUCUUCAAAGAGACGUGCGGACCCCUCCACUGCAGUCAGAGAGACGGCUGCAGGGACACAGACAGGAAGUGUGUGGCUUAAAGUGGAGCACUGAUCAUCAGCUGCUCGCUUCUGGUGGCAACGACAACAAGCUGCUGGUCUGGAACCACUCAUCGCUGAGCCCAGUGCAAACAUACGUAGAUCACCUGGCUGCAGUGAAAGCUAUUGCCUGGUCCCCCCACCAGCACGGCCUGCUGGCCUCAGGAGGAGGCACUGCUGACCGCUGCAUCCGAUUUUGGAACACUCUGACGUCACAGCCGCUGCAGUGCAUGGACACAGGCUCUCAGGUCUGCAACCUGGCCUGGUCCAAACACGCUAAUGAGCUGGUGAGCACUCAUGGCUACUCUCAAAACCAGAUCUUGGUGUGGAAAUAUCCAGCUCUCACUCAGGUUGCCAAACUCACAGGACACUCCUACCGAGUGCUCUACCUGGCCAUGUCCCCGGAUGGUGAGGCAAUUGUGACGGGAGCUGGAGAUGAGACUCUGCGCUUCUGGAAUGUAUUCAGUAAAACAAGGUCAACAAAGGAAUCUGUAUCUGUUUUAAAUCUCUUUACCAGGAUACGGUAACUUAAAGCAAAUAUUAAAACUGUAGAACACUAGUUUGAGUGAAUCCUGGCGUCACUACUGGAUAGCUCAUCGACACGGUGCUAAGGACACAGAGUACACUCUAAGGCAUCCUGUGACAUCAGAGGAAACGGCAGCGAGAACAACUGAGCAUGUUUUUUUUUUCAUGCUAACAAUUGUUUUGGAAAAUUAUUGUUGACUUUUGUGCUCUCAUUAUGAAUGUAGUCAUUUUUUUUAUUUUUAAAAAUUAGGCUGAUCUCCAUUUGUUUUGUAUUCACAGCAAAAAAUCAAAGGCCUUACUUAAAAAUAUUAUGUUGUGGAUUCUGAAAUGUGGAGAGAGCAUUUUUAGUUUUUGUUUAACUCAGGUCUUAUUUAUUUAAAUGGAUAGUUCAGAUUUUUGAAGUAGGGUUGCAUGAGGUACUUAUCCAUUGUCAGUGUAUUACCUACAGUUAAUGGUGGUCUGCACGCCCCCAGUUUGGAGAGGCAGGCAGGAGUACCACCAUGGAAGCUAAGCAAUGUCACGACAGGGUCGUCAGUAAAACAUAUUUUAGCUGUGACUAUAAUAAGUACCUCAUACAACCCCACUUCAAAAAAUCCAAACUAUCCCUUGAACGCUGCAGUGAAAGCUGACAUGGCUUCAAAGGAAAAAAACUGCCAUUACACAUUAUGAAUAAAAAUGUAAAAACAUAAUCACCUACUAAGGCCUUUACAUUUUGUGCACCAUGUUUACUGUGAGCCUUGGAGUACUAAGGUUGGAAGUAGUUGGCUGAAAAAAUGCAGUUUUGCUCCUGUGGACAGAGUCUAAUGCUGUGCAUCUAGACAAACUACAUAGUUGACUCUUUGUAGCAAAGGAAGUAAUAAAAGAUGAUGGAACUGA